AAGUUUGUUUAAUAUUAAAUACAUAAAAUUAAUUUAAAUUUUACACGAUAUAUUCAACAACUUGAAUAAACUAAAAAUAAACAAGAUAAAUUAAAUAUUAUGAGUUUGGUACUGGAAAAAAAAUAUUUAUAUUAAUAAUAAUUUCAUGAAUAAUUAUAUAAUUAUAUAUAUAUAAAUUAAUAUGCGAAAAAAAGUUUUAUUUUAUAUCUCAAAAUUAUAAAUCAACCUUAAUUUCUUUAAAUUUUAAAAAUAAAUCAUAUGAUUCCAUUUUUUGUAACUGAUUUGUUAAAUGAUGUCUAAUUGGAAUAUUUAUAAAUUUUCAAAACAUUUUUUUUAAUACUUUAAUUACAUUUUUGAAUAUAAUUUUUAUAAUGAAUAAUUUUAAUCUUUUUAUCUUUUAAUAAAUAAUAAUAUUGCAAAUUUUCCUUAAAUUAUACCAUGAAUGUGUAUAUGAAAUAUGUACAUUUAAUGGCUUAUAAAUAAAAAGUUAAAAAACGAAAAAUUUUUAAAAAUAUAUAAAUAUAUUCAUAUACACUUCUAUUAUUAAAUUAUUAAGAAUUAAUGCAGUUCCAAUUUUGAAUUUAUAUCAUUGAAAUUUUGAAAUUACAUCAUAAUGACUUUACAAAGGUGCAAAAUAUAUAAAUAUUAUAAGCAUUAUUAUCAGAAAAUAUUAUUUAAUAGAACAUUUUCUGUAGACAUACAAAGUGAGACAAAUAAUAAAAUAACACUAUUAGGCCAGAAAUAUUUAACAGAUAAUUGGACAAAUAUUAAUGAAAAUAUAAUAUCCAAAUUAGGAAGAAAUUUACAUAUUUCUAAAUAUCAUCCUUUAUCUUAUAUUCGUCAACAUAUUAUUAAUUACUUUUAUAUACAUUUUCAUAAUCGUAUUGGAAAUCCCAUAUUCAGUGUAUAUGAUAAUAUAUCUCCUGUAGUUACAGUAACUCAAAAUUUUGAUUCUCUUCUUGUAUCAAAAGAUCAUCCAUCUAGAAAACAAUCUGAAUGCUAUUAUAUAAAUCAGGAUACUUUGUUACGAGCUCAUACAACAGCUCAUCAAACAGAAUUUAUUUCAAUGGGUUUGAAUAAUUUUCUUAUAAUAGGAGAUGUUUAUCGAAAAGAUGAAAUAGAUUCUACACAUUAUCCUGUUUUUCAUCAAGCAGAUGCUGUUAGAUUAUGCACAGCAGAAGAAGUAUUUCAUAAUGUAAAUGAUUCUGAAGGAUUAAAAUUAUUUGAACAUAGAGGUAUAGAAAAUAAUGAGAAGCAAGCUUGUCAUACUUUUGAAUCUAUUAAAAUAAUGGAAUAUGAGUUAAAAAAUACUUUAACAGGUUUAGCAAAAUCACUUUUUGGAUCAGAAAUUCAAUGUAAAUGGGUUGAACAAUAUUUUCCUUUUACUCAUCCUUCAUGGGAAUUAGAAAUUUAUUAUAAAGAUCAAUGGCUUGAAAUAUUAGGAUGUGGUAUUAUGCGUCAGGAGAUUUUACAGAAAUCAGGUGCAGGAGAACGUAUUGGAUGGGCAUUUGGAUUGGGUUUAGAAAGAUUAGCUAUGUGCCUAUAUGAUAUUCCAGAUAUUAGAUUAUUUUGGAGUCAAGAUAGUGGAUUUUUAAAUCAAUUUAAAGUUGAAGAUCCUAAUAUGACAAUAAAAUUCAAGCCAAUUAGUAUUUACCCUCAAUGUAAGAAUGAUAUAAGUUUUUGGUUACCUGAAAAUAAAAGUUAUUCAUCGAAAAAUUUUUAUGAUUUAGUGAGAAAUAUUGGUGGUGAUAAGAUAGAACAAGUUAUAUUAAAAGAUGAAUUCUAUCAUCCUAAAAUUAAAAAAUUAUCACAUUGUUAUACCAUAAUAUAUAGAGAUAUGCAACGUACAUUAUUAAAAAGAGAAGUAAAUAUUAUUCACAAACAAAUAUGUAAAGAUGCAGCUGAAAAAUUACAUGUUAUAAUUAGAAAAUAAGAAAUAUAAGCAAAAAGAGAUGAAUUAUUUGGGUAUUGUUUAUUAUUUUUUUUUAAUGUUUUAAUUGUAUAUAUUGGAAAAAAAGUAAAAUAAUGAAUAAAUUCAAAAAAAUUCAAAU
Molecule: messenger RNA, 2051 nt
Organism: Apis cerana (Asiatic honeybee)
Lineage: Eukaryota; Metazoa; Arthropoda; Insecta; Hymenoptera; Apidae
Gene: PheRS-m
Product: Phenylalanyl-tRNA synthetase, mitochondrial
Biological process (GO): phenylalanyl-tRNA aminoacylation
Cellular component (GO): mitochondrion; cytoplasm
Molecular function (GO): tRNA binding; phenylalanine-tRNA ligase activity; ATP binding
Source: RefSeq, a predicted model, not a curated record